Heterobilharzia americana is the source of this 1577-nucleotide messenger RNA. NCBI's taxonomy places the organism in Eukaryota, Metazoa, Platyhelminthes, Trematoda, Strigeidida, Schistosomatidae. The record is from the annotation of a GenBank genome assembly.
GCAUCUGAAAUGUGAGUAACAUUUAGUAAAAAUCGUUAGGGGCUUAGUAAGAGUUGGUUUCUCGACAAAAAGUGAAGACACUGUCUAGUUCAUGUAAAAUUUCAUACGACUGAUGGAUUUUGAUGCAAUCAUAGUAUAUUUUCUUGUCUUAUCAAUCAUCAUACCUACUGCAACCACUUCUGUGGGAGAUCGGGCAUAUGUGUUUCACAAAUGUAAUCAUAGAUGUUCCAAAGAAAUUUGUGAAUCUUCUUUGUCACAAGUACCAGAGUAUUGGGAUGAACACUUCAACUCUUCACAGUCUGUAAUUUUUGAGCAUACAAUUCUUUGGGACUGUAAUUCUGAGUGUAAAUAUCGUUGUAUGUGGAAUACUGUUUCUGCAUUUAAAAGAGAUGGCUUACCUGUUCCACAGUUCAAUGGAAAGUGGCCAUUUAUACGUUUCUGGGGUAUACAAGAACCAGCGUCUGCUAUAUUUUCUUUAUUGAACCUUUUGUUCGUUUGCUUUAUGUUUAAUCGAUUUUACAAGCAUGUUCCAUACAAUGCUCCUAUGUAUAAAGCAUGGGUUCUACAAACUCUGUUUUCUGUGAAUGCAUGGGUUUGGUCGACAGUGUUUCACACUAGGGAUACAUCAUUUACUGAGAAAAUGGAUUACUUUAGUGCAUUAGCAUUUGUGGUUGCCUCAGUUGUGAUUGUGCAACAGAGAAUUUUUAAUCCUAGUCGAGUUGUAACGAUCCUGUUUUCUGCUGUUCUAGUUGCACUUUUUGCAAACCACGUAAAUUAUAUGUCCUUUGUCAGCUUUGACUAUGGAUACAACAUGACAGUCAACGUUUUAUUUGGUUUGAUCAAUUGUUUCGGUUGGUUAUUCUUCUCCAUUUACCUAUGUGAUUAUAAAAAGCAACCAUACAUUGUUUACUGUUGGUUAUCAGUUACAUCGCUUUCAUUGUUCAUGUUGUUGGAAUUGUUGGAUUUUGUACCGAUUGGUUGGAUAUUAGAUUCACAUGCUUUAUGGCAUGCUUCAUCUAUACUUGUAAUUAUUCCAUGGUACAAGUUUAUUAUCGCUGAUUCACUUUAUCAGUUGAAACAAAAUCAUCAAGGAAGUAAGGUGAAAAACAAACUGACUGAUUAAUUAAAUAACAGUAAACUAAUGCUAGUUUUUAAUUAUAGUCUGUAAAUUUGUGCAUGUAUAUAUAUUGAAUAUAAUUUUUGGGAGUAGAUUUUCUUAUUUUGAUUAACUUCAACAUUUUAAAUCAAGUUUAUUAUUUCACUUUAUCUACAUAAACUGUGAAAACCAGUUGAUAUAGUCCCUGGAGCUUUUCCUGAGUUAAGAUCCAGUUUUACAGUUGAAUAUGUUCACCUGCUAUUCUUGUUAACCCUUACAAUUUUUCUGGUGAUUAUUAUUAUUAUAUGCAGUCAUGCUGUACACUUUUUAUGAUACUCAAUUCUAUGUAAGUAUUUAAUACGAAUAUCGUGGUUAUGAUAAGUUAGCUUUAUGUGUAAUUUAACCUAUCUCAUGUGUUUGUUUUUUUUUACCUUCGGAUUUGUGUAAGCCAGAUAUCACUGAUUACACCAAUUUCAAACGC